AUGGGCGACCCAGUCGUCGUCUUGCCGGAGGGCGCCACUGCCUUUGAAGCGCAUGUGCUCUCCCUAUUGUCCUCGUUCGAACGUCAGCCAUCCCUCGCCUACGCCGCCCCGUCCACGACUCUGCCCAAGACCGAGGCUCAAGAAGCCAUCGAGUCUGCCCUUUUCGCUCUUGCCCGCCGCGCUCUCCCCGGUCAACAUGCCCAGAUUCAGCCGAACGCUCGUGUCGCCGAUGGCUCGUCUCUGAACAAUAGCUACAAGACCCCGCCUCCUAUCGACACCACACAGUGCAGCGUCACCUGCCCGUCAUGUGGUACUUCGGUUCAGUCCCCUGUCGUUUCUGUUGCCACGCCCUCGACUUCGUUUGCCUCGCUCGAUAUCUCGUCUUCGCCUCGCCCCGUUCCUAAUGUCGCCUGGAUCAAUGCCCAUGUCAACGAGACCGGCAUGUCAGCAGAGAAGGAGCUCGAGUUACUCAAGGCUCAGGUGCAGGAUAUUGCUCGCGUCUGUAAGGCUGUCGCUACUGGCGACCUUACCCAGAAGAUUAUCGUCCCUGUCAAGGGUCAGGCCAUGACCGAACUCAAGGACAUUAUCAACUCUAUGGUCGACCGUCUCAAGACAUUCGCUACAGAAGUCGAGCGUGUCUCGCUCGAAGUCGGCACGGAAGGAAAGCUCGGUGGACAGGCUGUUGUCGAGGGCGUCGAGGGAACAUGGCGAGAGCUUACCAACGUCGUCAACCGUCUCGCCGCGAACCUUACCAACCAGGUGCGCUCCAUUGCCAAGGUCACCAAGGCUGUCGCUCGAGGAGACCUCUCGGAAACUAUUACUGUCGUCGCCAGCGGUGAGAUUGCUGAGCUUGCCACCACCGUCAACGGAAUGGUCAUGUCACUACGAUUGCUAGCCGGAGAAGUAUCUCGAGUAUCACUCGAAGUCGGUUCAAUGGGUAAACUCGGUGGACAAGCCUACGUGCCAGACGUCGAAGGUGUAUGGAAGGAUUUGACCGUCAACACGAUCGAAAUUGAGGCCGAGGGAGAAAUGGCUGUGCUCAAGGACACUGUCAACUCCAUGGUCAAGCAGCUCACGACGUUCGCUGGAGAAGUCACUCGAGUGGCGUUGGAAGUCGGCACUCAGGGUAUUCUUGGCGGACAGGCUAUCGUCGACGGCGUCGAGGGUGUGUGGGCCGACCUCACCACUAAUAAAAUGGCCCGAAACCUCACUGAACAAGUGCGAGAAAUUGCCGAAGUCACCAAAGCUGUCGCUCGUGGUGAUCUCAACAAAACCGUUAAUGCCGAUGUCCAGGGAGAGAUUCUCGACCUCAAGAUCACCGUCAAUGACAUGGUGGCCCAGCUCACGGUCUUUGCCGCAGAGGUCACCCGUGUGUCGCUCGAGGUCGGUACUGAGGGCAAGCUCGGUGGACAGGCGCUGGUUCCCAACGUCGAAGGCACUUGGAAGGUUCUUACCGACAAUGUCAACCUGAUGGCGCUCAAUCUCACGACUCAAGUACGAUCCGUCGCCGAUGUUACAGUGGCCGUCGCUGCCGGUGAUCUUUCCAAGAAGAUCAGCGUCGAGGCCUUCGGCGAGAUUCUUCAGCUCAAGAACACUGUCAAUGCAAUGGUGGACUCGCUUCGCACGUUUGCUGACAGCAGUGUCGCGCGUGAAGUCGGCACGGAGGGUCGUCUUGGUGGUCAAGCGUUCGUCCCUGGUGUCGCCGGUACAUGGAAGGAUCUCACGGAUUGUGUCAACGUCAUGGCUGCCAACCUCACCGUGCAGGUGCGAACGAUUGCCCACGCCACUACUGCCGUCGCUCGGGGAGACCUUACGCAGAAGGUCACUGGUGUCGCGGUUUCCGGUGAAAUUCUCGACCUCGUCAACACUAUCAACAAUAUGAUUGACCAGCUCGCUAUUUUCGCCGCUGAAGUGACCCGCGUAGCCAGGGAAGUCGGUACCGAAGGCAAGCUCGGUGUGCAAGCCGAAGUUGAGAACAUCGAGGGCACCUGGCAGGAGAUCACGUCCAACGUCAACACCAUGGCCUCCAACCUUACCACGCAGGUGCGCGCCUUCGCCCAGAUCUCGGCUGCCGCCACCGACGGUGACUUCACUCGAUUCAUCACAGUCGAGGCGUCUGGUGAGAUGGACUCUCUCAAGACCAAGAUCAACCAGAUGGUCUACAACCUCCGCGAGUCAAUUGAGAAGAACACGAGCGCUCGUCAGCAGGCCGAGUUGGCGAACAGGUCCAAGUCCGAGUUCCUCGCCAACAUGUCACACGAAAUCCGUACGCCCAUGAACGGUAUCAUUGGUAUGACGGUUCUCACGCUCGAGAGCGAGUUGACUCGCCAGCAGCGCGAGAACCUCAUGAUCGUCUCGAGCUUGGCAUCCUCCCUGCUUACGAUCAUCGACGACAUUCUCGAUAUCUCCAAGAUUGAAGCUGGUCGUAUGACCAUGGAGCAGAUUCCGUUCUCGCUCCGCCUGGCCGUGUUUAGUGUGCUCAAGACGCUCUGCGUCAAGGCCUCGCAGAACAAGCUCGACCUCAUCUUUGACAUUGACCCAACGAUUCCCGACCAGCUCAUCGGUGACCCUCUCCGUCUGCGACAGGUCAUCACCAACCUCAUUGGCAACGCCGUCAAGUUCACGACCGAAGGACAAGUGGCUCUUUCGUGCCGUCUGAAGGCCAACAAGGAUGGCGAGGUGGAGCUCGAGUUCUGCGUAGCCGACACUGGUAUCGGAAUCAAGCAGGACAAGCUGGAUGUCAUUUUCGACACGUUCGCGCAGGCUGACGGAUCCACGACCCGAAAGUACGGUGGAACGGGUCUUGGUUUGACCAUCUCGAAGCGACUGGUCAGCCUCAUGAACGGAAACCUCUGGGUCGAGUCUGAGUUUGGCGAGGGUUCGCGCUUCUUCUUCACGAUGCGGACAGAGGCGACGACGUCUACUCGUGAGCAGGUCAUUGAGCGCCUCGCCCCGUGGGCCGGACGAUCAGUCCUGUUCAUUGACACGCUGGGUGACCAGGCUGGUGUCAGCGAGAUGCUGUUGCAGCUCAACCUCAAGCCCACCGUGGUCAGCUCGCCGAACGCUGUCUGGGACCUGAAGCAGAACGUGGAUGGCUUCCCACACUUUGACACGAUGAUCGUCGACUCCUUGGCCGCCGCCGAGAAGAUACGCACGAUCGAGCACCUUCGGUACAUUCCGAUUGUGCUUCUGUCACCGUCGAACCGACCCGCCGGCCCGGAGAACCCGUCAUUCAUCGACCUCGACGAGAGCAGGCGAAAGUUAUUGGCCCUGCCGAGCACGAUGGACCAGGUGCUCAGCCCAGUACCGGUCAAGGACUGCCUCGACAUGGGAAUAAACACGUACUACACGACACCACUGAACCUGCAAGAGCUCAGCAACGCAAUCGUCCCUGCUCUCGAGUCGCACCAGGUUCAGCCCGGCGACAGCGUCAAGGACACGGUCCUCGCGAUUCUCCUUGCCGAGGACAACGUCGUCAACCAGAAGCUUGCUGUCAAGCUCCUCGAGGUGGCUGGCCACAAGAUCGAGGUCGCGGACAAUGGCGAGAUCGCGAUUGAGAAGUACAAGCGGCGUCAGAUGGAGCGCAAGCCGUUCGACGUGAUCCUGAUGGACGUCUCGAUGCCUGUCAUGGGAGGCAUGGAGGCGACCGGAUUGAUCCGCGAGUACGAGGCCGUCAGCGGCGUCGCACCGACACCGAUUAUUGCGCUGACGGCGCACGCGAUGAUUGGCGACAAGGAGCGCUGUCUUGCUGCGGGCAUGACUGCCUACGUCACCAAGCCGCUGCGACGAGGCGACCUGCUCGCGGCGAUCGCCAAGGUUCUGACGGCCAAGCCGCAGCCGGUACCGCAGUACAACCCCAACAAGUCGCAACAGGACGACACGGAGAGGACGCUGAUCCUGGCGAGCAGGUAG
Trichosporon asahii var. asahii CBS 2479 is the source of this 3912-nucleotide messenger RNA. RefSeq names its product CnNIK1. Gene Ontology annotation, biological process: phosphorylation; phosphorelay signal transduction system; cellular hyperosmotic response. Lineage: Eukaryota; Fungi; Basidiomycota; Tremellomycetes; Trichosporonales; Trichosporonaceae. Gene Ontology annotation, cellular component: membrane. The transcript is spliced from 4 exons. Gene Ontology annotation, molecular function: phosphorelay sensor kinase activity. Bases 1 to 3912 code for a protein of 1303 amino acids. The record is from RefSeq and is a predicted model, not a curated record.